This is a messenger RNA of Pieris brassicae (large cabbage white), 2987 nucleotides long. RefSeq names its product armadillo repeat-containing protein gudu (gene gudu). The record is from RefSeq and is a predicted model, not a curated record. Gene Ontology annotation, molecular function: protein binding. The coding region runs from base 83 to 2065 and encodes 660 amino acids. The transcript has 6 exons. Lineage: Eukaryota; Metazoa; Arthropoda; Insecta; Lepidoptera; Pieridae.
UAUUGACAAAUCAAACGUCAAAUUGCUUAAGUUUAUUUUGGGGAUAGUAUCUUUAUAAUUUAGAUCUCAUUUAUUUUUAAACAUGGCUGAUGGCGAUAACGUAUCAACAUUUAGCGCUGAUGGUGGCCAAGAUACAGUUGGUUUACCCAGAAUAGUAAUGGUAACUGAGGGUGAUGACACUUCAGCCUCAUCUGCCUCGUCUACCUCAUCAUCCGAAGACAACUGGGGGGAUUUGAUAAAGUCUUCUGAAAUCCCUCCAGAAUACUGGCACAUACAAAAACUAGUCAAGUAUAUGAAAGCCGGUAACCAAACAGCUACUAUGGUGGCACUUUCCUGCUUAAAAGACCACGAUUUAACAGUAGAAGUGAAUCAAAGAGCGAUACAAGAAAUUGGUGGAUUAGAGCUUCUAGUCAAUUUGCUUGAAACACGAGACUUAUGCUGUAUAGUGGGCGGGCUAGCUGUUUUGAAAGAUAUAACGCCGAAUAUGGAAAUUAGAAAAAAAGUUACGGAUCUUGGCGCGAUACCGUUACUGGUUGGGUUAUUAUCAGAUCCCGCAAGAGAUGUGCAGAUAUUAGCUGCUGAGACUAUUGCAAAUCUAGGAAAAAUUCGUAAAAGUAGAAAAUUUUGCCGAAAAUUCGGAGGACUGCCCAAACUAAUAGACUUGCUGGAUAUUAAAGAGAAAUGUCUAAUAGCACCACGAGAGGAACUAACCCAAGACGAGUUACAGUUUCUUGACAUCGCAAGAGCUGGUGCAAAAGCUCUUUGGUCUAUGUCAUCGUCACAAAGAAAUAGAGAAGCGAUGAGAAAGUACGGUAUGAUACCAUUGAUAGCAAGAAUGUUGAAAACAAUUCAUCUUGAUGUAGCUAUUCCAGCCGUUGGGUUAUUACAAAUGUGCGCAAAUGAAACGUCCUUCCAACUUGCCAUUCAGACCGAAAAGAUGGUGGAAGAUCUAAUUAAACAUUUAGCUAAUGAGGAUAAAGAUUUAAAGACAUACUGCAGUUUAGCAAUCUUCAAAUGUGCAAACGAUCCUAUUACAAGAGAUAUGAUACGUGAAGCAGGAGCUUUAGAAUUCUUAGUAGAGGCCGCUCAAGAUAGCACAAACAGACCCAAUAAGCCUCUACUGGCAGCUGUGACGGGUGCCUUAUGGAAAUGUGCUAACAGUGAUGCAAGCGUAAGGAAAUUGGACACGCUUGGCGCAGUUCCGAUACUUGUUAGAUUACUCGACGACGAAAACGAUGGAGUUCUUACAAAUGUCGCUGGAGCACUUGCUGAGUGCGCUAAAUACCCACCGAACCGUAAUAAGAUUCGAUCAUCCGGUGGAAUUCCUAUGUUAAUACACCAUCUGAAUAAUACCUACAAGCCCCUGUUAGAGAAUGUACCUUUGGUGUUAAUGGAAUGUGCAAAGGAGCAGAAUUGUAUGUAUGAGAUCGAUAACCUUGAUGGCGUAAGGCUAGUUUGGUCACUCCUAAAGAAUGAUUCCAAGAAAGUUCAGACAAACGCUGCGUUAGCGUUAAGCCCUUGCGUUCAAAAUGCAGCAGAUUCUGGUGAAAUGGUUCGAUCCUUUGUUGGGGCUUUAGAACUGACGGUUGAUUUAUUAGACUCAGAUGAUCAUAACGUUCUGUCAGCAGUAUGUGCCGCUAUUGCAACAAUUGCAAAAGACAAUGAAAACUUGGCGGUAAUUUCUGACCACGGUGUGGUUGGGAAACUGUCUAAAUUAGUGAGUACUACAGAUGACCACCUUCGCGCCAAUUUAGGUGUUGCCAUCGCGUACUGCUGCGAUUGGGCACAGAACCGGCAAGAAUUUGGCAAACGGGGUGCCAUUACACCACUUGUCAACUACAUGACCUCAAGAGACUCAAAUGUCCAUAGAGCUACUGCUUUAGCUCUCUAUCAUCUAUCGUUCUAUUCUGUCAACUGUGUCACUAUGCAUGCGGCUGGUGUUGUACAAUUUCUGUUGGAAACAAUAGGCUCCAAGGAUCCGAUCUUGCAAGAAGCCUCUGCUGGUUGCCUUUGUAAUAUUCGAAAGUUGGCACUCGCCACAGAAAAAGUCAAGCUUAAACAAUAGUUGCUUUGUAAAUCUGAUAAGCAUUUGGAUUUACAAUACCUACGGAUUAAAAUAUAAUUUAAUGAUAUUCAUCGUUUACUCGAUAGAGUUUAAUCGGUUAGAGGUAUUUUAAUGGAAGUCGAAAUUAUUCACAAGCAUAGGCAAGCAAUUCUCAAUUCGAUUCUCCAGAAUACACUGACAACAAUGUUUCAGUGAAACACUCUUUAUCACAUAAAGGAAGGCAGUAUCUAAGUUCAUGCGCUAAUAUAAUUAUUAACCGACAUGAUAACCCUUUCGGACAUCAUAUUGCGUUCUUAUUUAGUAUUUCAAUGAUUAAUAUAAUUUUCUUAAACAUACUACAAAUAGUAUGAUGUAACUUAAUGUAAUACAACGAUGUACUUAUCUAUCAUUAUAAAAAUUCAAUUACCUUCACGAAUUGCUUUGUAUAUUACAAUAGAUUUAAAAAAAAACUCACGUUCUUGGGAACCGAACAGAUUUGAACGAGUUAUACAUAACUUUACUUGGUUCUGUUCAGAAGGAAUAAAUAAAAUACAUGAUCUGUCCAAAAAAAAUCUGUUAUUGUUGUUAUAUUUGAUUAUAAAUUUAAAAUAUUUCAUCACAGCUCAAGUUAAGUUUUAAUAUAAAUUUUAUAAUUUAGACUGUUAGGAAUCUACAUAUUAGUGGUUUUUCCUACUACAUAUUUAAGACUACAUAAACCAUAUAAUGUGAUUUUGUACAGAGUCCCCUUGACUAAAUGUAACAAUAUAAAAAUCCCUUUCAUAAAAACUAAGUCAGUGUCAUUGCAGUCUUUUAGCUAAACUACAGUAGAAGAAAUAGGAGUCAACAACUUUAUUUUAGAAUUGCUUUCGAUUAUGAACACAUGUUAUAAAAUUUUAUUUACAUUGAUGAGAAGAGUUCCAUGAUUUAUUGUACCACAAAGACA